UGUCUCGCUUGUUCUGCUGGAUGCCGGGUAUAUCUUCGAUCCUUUACUGGAAACCUGAAGCAACACCUCCGUGCACCCGACGCUAUAAUUUUGACGUCGUCAAUUGAGAAGAAGCUACCAGCAUGAGCGAAAACGCCCAAAGGAGAAGAGGGCAGAGAAAGAGUUCCAAGGUGGAGCGGAAGAAGCAUGGAAAGCGGCAAAGUCCUUUCAAAUCCGAGAAAUCCGACGAGCUGAUGGUCAGCAGUCCCGUCAGAGACGUUCCAUCCGACCAUGAGAUCCCUGAGCAAAAUGCACCUCUGCAGGCGUCCAACUAUAUAUCAUUCGACCCCUCGCAAGCCCAGCAAUAUGAACCGUCGGCCACCGUGUCGGACACGCAGGAACAUACAUUUGGAUCGCGCAAGCGUAGGUCGAAGAAAUCUAAGCGUUCCAAACGAAAGAAACGGGGAAGGGAACCCACUGCAACGGUCUACACGCCCGAACCAGUUGAUGAAAAUGAGAAGUUUUACAUGACUGUGGGUGAGGAACUGGCUGAUUGUGGUCAGAUUUUGGAAGAUCACCAGACAGCACUAGUGGAUGCAGCAUCAACAGUCUUCGCGUCUAUACCUCUGUAUUACCAUCCCAGGAGAUUUGGAAACGUACUGGACUUCACCGCCAAAUGCAGUGGACGGUGUUGCGACCAUCCAGUUCCAGGUCCACUCAUCUAUCGCCCGGAAGCUACUACGACCGAGGUCGGAACCGAGGUCGUUGUGGAUGACUUGAACGCAGAGACCGCCACCGAAUCUGCGUCCGCGAACGCCGCGCCACCAGGCGGACCAUCAGAAGCCGCUUCGGAGAUCGUGAGUCCCGGCGCGGACGCGUCUUUGCCGCUCAAGAUAGCUGAGGCUGCGCGUGAAGCAAAAAAGGCGAUUAAGGCUGCCAAGAGUUUCAGACAGGCAUCCAAGACGAUGACGAUGAUUCAAGGCGAAGGAGAAACAGACGCCGAGACAAGGAAACAGUACUCCGCCGAUCUUAUGCACCGAGCCGCAAACCUGGCCAAGAAAGCCAGGGAAGCCUUGGAGAGGUAUCGCUCUCUGAAAGCUAUGGCGGCGUCAGUGGAUGUGAAAGCGGAAGUGUCGAAAAAAGAAACCGCUCCCGAGGAAGGUGCACAACCUACGGAGGCACCGCGGGCGAGACGUUCUUCGCACGCAGAACUUAAGCAGGGACAAGUGCAAGCGGCAGCUCUCUCAGAAAUGCACCUUCCACCCGGUCCUUCAUGGUAUGUGCCUCCAGGGUAUUGGUCCUGGAUGCCGUCGCCAUAUCCGCAAGGAGGAGCUUCCGUUCCUCCACAAAGUAGGGCCCAGCUGGAACCAUCAGACCAACGCCCCCCUCUGCAGCGUGCUCCCAUGUAUGAUGGUAUGUUUUACACAGACCCCUACUUGAGCAGCUAUUCUGGCAAUUCUCCCCGUUUCCCGCCACACGCACGGGAUUUCCCCAGGAAAUGGACAAGCGUACCAGAUGCUGCUAACGAGGUAUUAAAAUGGAAAGAAAGGCCGCUGGCGAUAGCAGCCACUGCGGGUGUCAUAAAAAAGGCGGGUAUGGCUCUGUCCCAGGCAAGACAAGUGGAAGAUGAGGCUUCUAAAUUGCACAAGAUAUCAUUAUCAACGCUAAGCGAAGUUCGGAAAGCCGAAGCAGGCCAAAAGGCCUACGAACGAUCACGUUACUCACCACCUGAUGAAGAGUACGGCAGCCCUGGAAGUCUUCGUGCAGAUGAUGAUGACACAAUGGAUCUCCGGUACAGGAAGAGACGCCUUGAGUACCGUGCCACUGGCGCUACUGAUACGUCCUCGAUGGAGGAUGUCGGCUAUCAUGAUAAAGGUAACGAGCGGGUUGGCUCCAGGAGGCGAACCAGAACUACACCAGACCGACCGCAACGCGAUGCAAGAUAUGAUAGCGGCCUCAUGCAAAAGCCAUCGCCUUUUCGCGAUAGAUCGCCAGAGUUAGAAGGCCAUUUGACAGUUGAACGGAGAGAGCCUAGUCGUCGUAGGACAAGCCAGAGAACUACCCGGGACGAUUUUUUUGAAAGACCUGGAUCGACGCUACAGAGUGGCAGGGGACACUCAACGAAACAGCCUUGGGAAGCCUUCGACCGCUAUAGGGACGGACGCACAGCGAGGGGACUUCGUGACAGCAGCCAAAUGCGAUACAGCGAGAGGCCCAGAGUUGCUCCUUCUCUCGAUGACUACGAAGAUGACAGGAGCACUGAGAUGGAAACGCCACCCGAUGGAAUGCGACAACACUACGAGCGCAUGAGCCCUUCAGUGUCAACACGCACGCAUCGGUCAAAGAAGGAGUUGGAAUACUCUAAGCUAAGUGAUGAGCCAUUUACAGAUCAUGAAGCAGACCGUUCCAAGCUGCCUCAGGUGUCCCGUUCCAGCACGGAUGUAAGGCACCUAUCGAGAUUAGCGUCCGGCAUGGCACUUGGCAGAGUUCACGGAGAGGUCCCUGACGAUGACACGAUGACGUUUAAAGAAAGAGCAGCAAGAAGGGCAAGUCUCUUUCCCCGUCGCGAUAAGCAUGGUGAAACCUCAGACUUCAAAAGAGCAGCGGCAAGGAGAGCUAGCUUGUCGGGAGCACGUCAGCUGCAGCUUGACAAGAAGGCAACUCAGGAGAACAUAAGCGCGUCAAGAGCAACGGCGGGUAGGAGAGUCAGCAUAUCAUCACUUCGACCACUCCAGUUUGAUCGUACGCAAGAUGACGAUAUGACAGAGUUUAAAACAAUGGCAAAAAGAAGAGCAAGUGUGUCUGCAUCACGACAGCUACAGUUGGAUCGUGUACAAGAGGGCGACAAGGCAGCGUUUAAAGCAGCAGCCCAACGAAGAGCAAGUGUCUCUGGUGCAAGACAGCUGGAGUUGGACCGUAUGCAAGAGGGCGACAAGUCAGCCUUUAAAGCAGCAGCCCACAGGAGAGCAAGUGUUUCUGGUGCAAGAGGUGUACAGGAGGGCGACAAGGCAGCGUUUAAAGCAGCGGCCCAAAGGAGAGCAAGUGUUUCUGCUGCAAGACAGCUGCAGUUGGACAGUAUACAAGAGGGCGACAAGUCAGCCUUUAAAGCAGCGGCCCACAGGAGAGCAAGUGUUUCUGGUGCAAGACAGCUGCAGUUGGAUGAUGCACAAGAGGACGAAAGGUCGCCAUUCAAAAUGAUGGCUCAAAGAAGGGCAAGCGUUUCUGGCGCAAGACAACUACAGUUGGAUCACGCACAAGAGGACGACAGGUCCGCAUUUAGAGCAAUGGCUCAAAGGAGAGCAAGUGCUACCGGUGCAAGACAACUACUGUUGGAUCGCAUACAAGAGGACGAUAAGUCUGCGUUUAGAGCAGCAGCCCAAAGGCGAGCUAGUGUUUCUCGUGCGCGACAACUGCAAUUGGAUCAUGCACAAGAGGGCGACAGGUCACCAUUGAAAUCAGUGGCUGAAAGGAGAGAAACUACGUCGCCCUCGUUGCAGGCAUUUAGGACAAUGGCUCAGCGAAAGGCAAGUGUAUCGGCUGCUUCGCGUCAACAGCAGUUGGACCGCGCACAGGAAGAUGAAAGGUCAGCAUUUAAAGAAAUGGCUCAGAGAAGGAAAAGUGUUUCUGGCGCACCAGAACUACAGCUGGAUCAUACUCAAAGGGACGACAGCUCAUCAUUUAACGCUACGGCCCAAAGCGGAGCAACCUUGUCUGCCUCGCGACAAUCUUUUAAGGGUAGGGCUCAGAGAAGGGCGAGUGUAUCUUCUUCGCGGCAACCGCAGCCAGAUCACACGUAUGAGGUCGACAGGUCAACUUUGAAAUCGAUGUCUCCAAGUAAGGCAAGUGCUCUUGGACCACGCCAGCUGAAGUUAGAGCAAAGGUUGCCACUCGACACGGACGCUUUCAGGGCUAAAGCUGUAAAGGGGAGUAGUGCAUCCUCAGGCCUCGAUUCCGCUGGCGGUGUUCGUACGCUAAACACUGACAGAACGAACGGCAUUUCUGCUUUAAGGGCCGCAGAUGCGCGCAGAGCAAGUGUUGCUGCUGGAAGACGCAAGUCGUUGGCUGUCGAGAAAUCCAACCUUGUAGGUUCGACUGGAUUGCACCCUGGUGAGUUGAGACAACCUCUGAAGGUUACUGGCGCGGAAUCUUCUCAUCCCCAACAGGAGACACGGGAGCAAGAUUCACAGCUACACGCCGGUGAUAAGUCUCCGGAAGGUGGCAGCUAUAUACUUUUGCCAGGCGUGACCGUUACACGUGAGCAGAUGGCAAAGAACAUUGAAGAGCUAAACAAAAAGGCGCCUAAAGAUGAAGAGCUUCCUGCAGAGCCCGUCAAAGACAAUCUUUAUGAAAAAAUGCAAGCAGCGAAGGAAACUUCAGAGCCUCUCUCUGUGAUACAUCCUUCAGAGCGAAUGCAGAGUCCUAUGCAUGCCAUGAGUCCUGGCUCCCAUCAGACGGAACUGACUCAUCCCCAGACCGGAGCUCCGCAACGCACCGCCCCUAGUGACGCACAACCUACUAAGGUCUUACAAGAAACACCUCAACGUACAGAACCUCGAUCCGCUUCGCCAAGUUCCCAACCGUCAACGGGGCAAGGACUUCCAGGCAUCGAAGCUAAGGAUGAAAAACAUUCCUCAUUAAUGGCUUCUGGUGCAGUGCCUCACGUGCUGUCCCCGAAAGAUGCCAGCAUAGCUCGUAGUGUACAGCCACCUGUUAAAGUUACCCCCGACUCUCAGGCUGACGAUAAAAUAUUGAGUGGAUUACCUCAGGGACAGGAAAAGUCUGCCCUUGCUUCCCCUGCAGUUCCCCCUGCAGCGAUUGCGCGGAGAAUAGCGAAGAUGAAAGCCUCUAGUCCGCAUCGGGCAAGCGCAGAAGCAAUAAUGAAGCUAGAGAAAAGGAGGCGGAAAUCAACGAAGGAAGACACGCGUAAGGGCGUUGACGCAGCAUGGGUGGCGUCGAUGAGUUCUCACCUCAAAGAAGGUUCUCAGCCCGAGAGUAUUUCGAGGGUGUACGGCGACGUGUAUGUGGAUGCUGUUCCGGCACCUGAACCAGGUCUUCCUCCCAAUUAUGGAGCACCUCCUGAACUUCCAUCACCGAAGGGAGACAUCGGAAUACCAUCAGCAGUACAACCAUCCUUAUCGAGGAUACAUUCCAUUCAGUCGCCUUCCGUCACGCAAGGACAAGAUGCGCGCUCAGGGGACACUGCAGCAACUUCCAUUCAGCCACAGCCAUUGGAGCAGGCAGGUGAUCGCGUCCAAGAGACCACAGUAAACAUACCUCCAGGGGAUGUGAGUGCGGUAGUCACGGAAGCUCAGCAAUAUACAACACCACAACCGGAGGUUCAGAUAUCCGUUGUGAGGGAGGACGAGGCGGGAUCACCAGAGCACUCACGGGACGGAACUUCAAAUCUGCGAACGUCGCGAGGAAGUCACGAAAUGCAAUUAGUGAGGGUAACGCAGAGUGAUGUUACAUUGGAGCAAGGGUCUCUCGUAAAGGAAAAGUCAGGCAUAACAGGAAUGAUAACCACGGAAGAAGGCAAAGGGAGUCCUGUGCAGACAGGCUUAGGUAAAGAGCCUGACCAGCCACAUGAAACGUUCGAACCUAUAGUCGAACGAUCUUGUCUGGAUAUGGGACAAUCAGGACAAGAAUAUCGUUCUGAGCGACACGAGCUGUCUCAAACUCCUGAACUAGUCGCGGUGGUGCCUAUGGACGAAGAAGGAACCCCGGAUCUACCUUUGCGAGUGCCUGAAGACCAGGAACGUUUGGCAGAGAAGACCUCUCGUGAAGCAACAGUGAAUGCCAGUGCUCAGAAUCUCCCUGCUGCUGGUGCUCCCAUAGACACAGGCCGUUCGAUGGGAGCCCCCUACAUUCCACUCGCAACGAUGCACGGUGCUCCAUAUUUAACUGGACCACCUUUGACUGGUUACGACAAACCGAUCGUGCAGGCUUCAGUCGUCCACCAGAAUGGCAAGGUACAGCAGACACGACGGGCACCGCAGCAGAGGAUCAUGUUCGCUUUGCCUGAUUCCGCUGGGAAAUCUCCUGAACCGCAGAGGGAGCAGGAAUGCUGCGAGCUAGAAUCAUCGGUUACUUACUAUCCCGAGAGCGCUGUCGUCUUUGCAUUGGGCUGUAUCUGCCUGAUCUGGAUAAUCUUCAUGAUAUGCUCCUCCAAUCCGGCUAUCCGUGAAGCAAUGGCCUACCGCGAAAAAUCAGCUACAAGCCGUCCUUCUACUCUGAAUGCGUCACACGAUCCUAGCUCUUUGAUUGCGAAGAGGGCAGCGCAAGUGACAACAUUGAGCCCAUCGCAGGCACGCCUUUCCCUGUCUGUAUGCGACACAGAAUACUGCCAGAAAGAGGCUGCUCAUAUAAUGAGUUUGCUAAGCGGCAACCCAUGCGACAAUUUUUACGACUUUGUCUGCAAAGCCCUCUCCACACGGUGGACUCCGAAACCGGGAUCGUCCAUAUCGACAGACACGAUCCUCGUCGAUGCUAUUGAAGAAACAGCUAGAGAUUAUAUCCUUAACCCUCGAAACGAAGACAUGACUGUCGCUCGAUUUGUUCUCGAAGGCUGCAUCAAGGAAAACGGCGAAGUCGAUUUGCGCCGUCAUGAGAUGAACGAAAUGUUUAUGGAGUACUUCAACACCAUGUGGCCAGCAACUAAAGAUACCAGGAGUGUGCUCAGCCCCCGCACUGCGUGGAUAUCCGCUGGAUAUCUGGUUCGUGACCUCAAGCUUCAUGCACUCGCAAGCGUAUCACGACGACCGAGUGCGGAUGGGCAGCCAAACAUUUCGAUAAUUAUUGGCGAACCCACUCUUCUGUACCGAGAUGGUGACCAGUCCGACAAAUCUUUCAUAGAACUGAUCGGCGGAGCAGUCGAGCAAUCGCUUAUUUUCAUGAGGGGUAACGAGAACAUAAAGGAGUAUGCCGCAACCAUCAAACAAACCAUCAACGUCCUCGGUAAAUUUGCGGCGCGCCCUACCGAACGAUACAUCGGAAGAAAAAAUUAUCGGACUACACGACUUAGCGAGCUUCCACGAGACAUUACACCUUUCCUGCGAGCAAUAUUUGCAGACGACACAAGUAUCGGCGAUUCCACCACCAUCUUGCUGAAGUCUCCGACUUUCUUCGAGAAUCUGAGACGUGCAAAUGACACUGGAUUUGAUGCGCAGAGCAUCGUAAACUACCUUGGCUUUCGUCUCGUCACCCACUUCAGCGCGUUCCUUCCCCUGCGAAUCCUUCGUGAACUGAGGGCUGCGGAAUUGGGGAUAUCCGUGAAGGCCCAAUCUGAACUAGAGGUACUCUGCUCGAGAGAACUGGAGCGUGUAUUUCCUGCGCACUACCUGAGGGCCUAUGGACUUCACGCGAACAACUUUCACGUGAUGGCCAAAGCUGUCGCCUCGCAGCUGGAAGCAAAGUUCGUCGAAACUAUGACACACAUUCCAUGGAUUCAGGGUUCGAGAACGAAGGAACGUCACGUCAAGAAUAGAUUCGAUCAGGUCAGGCGCAAAGUCCUCGAUAGUCGGCGCAUGCACUUUUUUCCAUCAUGGGUGUUCCAUAAUGCAACUUUCUCGAACUACAACGCCAAAGUUAUGCAGCACCUACAGAGUCUUCACGGCGUUGAACCGUCCGAUUUAAUUUCGCAAUUUAAAACCUUUACCGCUCUUCAAAACAAGGACCUUCUCGAACAAGGGACGGCAGUUAACGGCGUGCAAGAAAUGGAGUCUGUUUUCAGCACGCGUGUCCACUACGACGUAGACCAAAAGGUGCUGAGCAUUCCCAUAGCCGUGAUCAACGUUUCAAUUCCCACGAAUAAUAUGAUGUUCGUGAAUCACAUUGCUCGGUACGGCGUAAGAAUUUUUAAAGGGAUGAUGGCCAUGCUGCACGAAGAUGAUAAAAAGGACUCUGCCUACCGUACACACAGUACGGACAACGACGGUCGCUUCCGAUAUGCUUUACAAUGUCUCGUGAAUGGAUACAACGACUUGGCAAAGAACCUGAAGAGCACGUUUUUCGGCAGCAGUCAUGAUGUCUCCGCUGCAGGACUUUCAAUGCUCGAGCACACCAUCCCGGUUAUGCAAGCCUAUAAGGCAUUCCAGGAGUUCGUGAAGAUCAGACAGAUCUGGCACUCUUCUGUGGCACUGCCUACCAUGCCCCAAAUGAGCCCUGAACAGGUGUUCUUUGUACUGUACGCGCUGGAUAACUGUGAGAGCAGCGGUGACGUGUACAGGCGGCAUCGCUUCGAAACUGCCUUCACGCUUCCACCCGAAGACAGGGUCAAUUUUCCGCUCUCGCAGUUCCCGGAAUUUGCGCGCGCAUUUGGUUGCAACCAUACAUCAGCGAUGACCAGCAAUCACAGAUGCAAUAUUUUUUUAUGAUUGCAUUUUUAUUGUGUGUCCCCGCUCUCGGGGCACGUAUCUUUCAAUUAUAUGAUAACUAUAA
Messenger RNA from Ornithodoros turicata, 8415 nucleotides. RefSeq lists its product as uncharacterized. Gene Ontology annotation, molecular function: metalloendopeptidase activity. Gene Ontology annotation, biological process: protein processing. Gene Ontology annotation, cellular component: plasma membrane. The record is from RefSeq and is a predicted model, not a curated record. Lineage: Eukaryota; Metazoa; Arthropoda; Arachnida; Ixodida; Argasidae. Bases 123 to 8351 code for a protein of 2742 amino acids. The transcript has 2 exons.